GAGGCGCCGCGGCUCUAGCGCCCCUGUUAUUGUUACACUGUAUCGGGUUCGGGGUUACACUGGCCCCGCCCUUCCCCCUCGGGCGGAGAAGCUGGGCGCGGGCCGGAGCCGCCCCGCAGGGACUCGCUCAGGAUGCCGAUCAACAAAUCUGAGAAGCCGGACAAGCCUGAGAGCUGUGAUAAUGUCAAGGUUGUUGUCCGUUGCCGACCUUUCAAUGAAAGAGAGAAAGUAAUGUGCUACAAGAUGGCAGUUAAUGUUGAUGAAAUGAGGGGAACCAUUACUGUUCAUAAAACAGACUCUUCCAAUGAACCUCCAAAGACAUUUACAUUUGAUACAGUUUUUGGACCAGAGAGUAAACAGCUUGAUGUCUAUAACUUAACUGCGAGACCAAUUAUUGACUCUGUUCUGGAAGGAUACAAUGGCACCAUCUUUGCAUAUGGACAGACUGGCACAGGCAAAACUUUUACCAUGGAAGGUGUACGAGCUGUUCCUGAACUUAGAGGAAUCAUCCCCAAUUCAUUUGCCCAUAUAUUUGGUCACAUUGCAAAGGCAGAGGGGGACACAAGAUUUUUGGUUCGAGUGUCUUACUUGGAAAUUUACAAUGAAGAAGUGCGCGACUUGCUCGGAAAAGACCAGACACAGAGACUAGAGGUUAAAGAGAGACCUGAUGUGGGAGUUUAUAUCAAAGAUCUUUCAGCUUAUGUUGUAAACAAUGCAGAUGAUAUGGACAGAAUCAUGACACUAGGCCACAAAAACCGUUCUGUUGGUGCCACUAAUAUGAAUGAGCACAGUUCUCGCUCCCAUGCCAUCUUCACUAUUACCAUUGAGUGCAGCGAGAAGGGUGUUGAUGGAAACAUGCAUGUUCGUAUGGGCAAGCUGCACCUUGUAGAUCUAGCUGGGUCAGAAAGGCAGACAAAAACUGGAGCCACUGGGCAACGACUAAAGGAAGCCACAAAAAUUAACCUUUCGCUUUCCACUCUUGGGAAUGUUAUUUCUGCAUUGGUGGAUGGCAAGAGCACUCACGUGCCCUAUCGUAACUCUAAAUUGACUCGACUUCUUCAGGAUUCCCUGGGGGGCAACUCAAAAACCAUGAUGUGUGCAAAUAUUGGUCCGGCAGACUAUAAUUAUGAUGAGACUAUCAGCACACUAAGAUAUGCCAACCGUGCCAAAAACAUCAAGAAUAAGGCCAGAAUUAAUGAAGAUCCCAAGGAUGCCUUGCUCCGUCAGUUUCAAAAAGAAAUUGAAGAACUUAAAAAAAAGCUGGAGGAAGGGGAAGAGAUAUCUGGCUCUGAUAUCAGUGGUUCUGAAGAUGAAGAUGAAGAAGAUGAUGGGGAGGUUGGAGAGGAUGGAGAAAAGCGUAAAAAACGAAGGGAUCAAGCAGGCAAGAAGAAAGUUUCCCCAGAUAAAAUGGUAGAGAUGCAAGCCAAGAUCGAUGAAGAGAGAAAAGCACUUGAAACCAAGCUUGACAUGGAAGAGGAAGAGAGAAACAAAGCCAGGGCUGAACUGGAGAAGAGAGAGAAAGAUCUGCUCAAAGCCCAACAGGAACACCAGUCGCUGCUGGAGAAGUUAUCAGCUCUGGAGAAGAAGGUGAUUGUGGGAGGUGUGGACUUGCUGGCAAAAGCUGAGGAGCAGGAGAAACUUCUAGAGGAAUCUAACAUGGAGCUUGAAGAGCGAAGGAAAAGAGCCGAGCAGCUUCGCAAAGAGCUUGAGGAAAAAGAGCAAGAGCGCCUGGACAUUGAGGAGAAGUACACCAGCCUGCAGGAGGAGGCACAGGGCAAGACCAAGAAGCUGAAGAAAGUCUGGACAAUGCUAAUGGCUGCAAAAUCAGAGAUGGCAGAUCUGCAACAGGAACAUCAGAGAGAGAUUGAAGGAUUGCUGGAGAAUAUUCGGCAGCUCAGCAGGGAGCUUCGUCUUCAAAUGCUCAUCAUAGAUAACUUCAUUCCUCAGGACUACCAGGAAAUGAUUGAAAACUAUGUUCACUGGAAUGAAGACAUUGGAGAAUGGCAGUUGAAAUGUGUUGCAUAUACAGGGAACAACAUGAGAAAACAGACCCCAGUACCAGAUAAAAAGGAAAAAGAUCCCUUCGAGGUGGACCUUUCCCAUGUUUAUCUAGCUUACACAGAAGAGAGCCUGAGGCAGUCUUUGAUGAAGUUAGAGAGGCCGAGGACUUCAAAAGGAAGAUCAAGGCCUAAAACCAGUAGAAGAAAACGUUCAGCAAAGCCAGGAGCCGUAAUUGACUCUCUGCUUCAGUAGGUGUUAUGCAUUCAGCGUCAGAGUAAAGAUGAAUGUGUGUUGUAAUGCUUUGCUAAAAUUCAUAGUUCAUUAGAAAAUAUUGAGGAACUGGCACAAUUUGACCAGAAGGGGCUACAAAACAAUGCCUCAUCAGUAAACAAAAAUGAACUUGUUUCUCUAAUUACCCUUAUACUGUAUGUUAUAUUAACAUAUGUUAAACCAAUAUAUGUGUUGUUGCAAAAUUGUCAGUGUAUUACACCACUCUUUGUGUUGUGCAGGAAAACCAUUGGCAGUAACCCUUGUCGAAAUGAAAUGUAUAGAAAGCAAGAACUCUAGGUGUUUAAAUUUUAAAAAUAUUAGCCCAGCGGUAGAUAGACCCUGAACUUUAAAUCCCGAUAACUCUGUUUUAUGUCCUGCUUUGUACAUAAACUAGCAGCUUACACUGUUGUCCUGUGUUGCACUGUUAUAUGUUUUCAUGUGGUGGGUAUAAAUCCAUGAUAUAACUCAAUCUGAAUACUGAGCCCCUUUCCUUGGCUAUUUAAAUACUCCCUAAUUGUAGCUGUUAUUUGAAUUCCAUACAUUAAAUGACUAAUUGUCUUUCUGUUCCUUUAGUAACUGACAUAUGUAGACUUACUGUAUAUUGUUGCAUAAAGAGUGACUGUUUUUAAAAUCUAAACUGUACAAAUUCAAGAACACUGGGCAAGGGACAACGUUUUGUUUAGUUUCAGUACAAAUGAAAACAAAGCUGUUUAGUUUCAUUUUAUUUGAAGUGCUGUUGUCCUUUUAUUUACUGUUUAAAUGCACACAGUCUCUAGGCAACAACUCUUUGACUACUUUUUUGAGGGUGGCCAUCGCUGAAGAAAAUGCAAGAGAAUAUAUUUUACUCUUUUGAAGGCUGCUUUGCACUGUUGCUUUGACUGCGCUCGCACUGGGUGGAGGAUGUGUAACUGAUCUCUCUGAUUGUAACUGAGCCUUGCUUUUUUUGUAUGAAUUGCUCUACUCUCAAUAUGGAUGGACAAGAUAAAAUCGUAGUAUGUUAAAGAGAGUGUCACAAACCCAUAAUAUAGCUCAGGCUAGGUGUUUUCAGAGCUUGUGGCUAGCUUUCUCACCCUUGGCCCUAAUGUUUUGGGGACAAUGCUCUAUUGACCAAUGAUGAAUUUGGACCCUUUAUAUUUUAAAAUAGAGAGGUGCUUCCUUUACUUCCCGUGCCCAGGUAAUGGUAACAUCCACACAAAAGUUGGUCCUGUCUACACCCAAGUAGUCUUUUGUUUUCCAUUACACUUAGAGACUGUAGCUUAAUUUCUUCUAAAAUCAUUAUCCUUUGCAUUGAGUGGCUGCUGAUUUACUAGUUCGGUUGAUCCCCCUGAAAACUGUGCUGCUACUAAACAUUUAACAUUUUAAUAUAUUGCUUUUGUGAUACAGGAGAAAUUAUUGUUCUGUCGUCUUGCGCAUAUUAUGUAAGUAGUGCUGGACCACAUCAGUUACAGAUGUCAUAAAUCUUCAUAAACCCAUUGAUGAUUAAUGUCCAUAACUUCAGUAUAACCUUACAAUGUUGCAUGGAGUGUAAAAAGCUGUGACUGCUGAUGUGAAAAGAUGGAGUCCCUAAACAAAAGCAUAGCACUGUUCCACUGCAAGUGUAAUGCAUUCAUUCUGGUAACAUGUUACAUGGUUCUGGUUACAGUUAGUUGCAAUAUUCUUUCUGUAGUGUGCAAAAUAUUUAAAAAUUCAUCAAAAUACCAUGUGUUCAUGUCCCCUUCUUAGUACUGUGACCGGUAGCUGUGUCUUGUGGAUCUAUAUGCAAGUGUAAGAUGCACAGUUUGGCAGUUAAAAUUUGGUCUCACAAGAACAUAUUUAACUCUGAGAAUUUCAGUAGCAUUCUGGCUAAGCUCUGCUGUCCUUUCUUUUUUAAAAAUCCAUUUCUUUCAAUCUGCCCAAAUGUCUACACUGCGAUUAAACAACGUGGUUGGCCCGUGUCAGCUAACUCCGGCUCGGGGACUGUAAAAUUGCAGUGUAGCUGUUUGGGCUUGGGUUGGAAUCCAGGCUCUGGGACCCUGUGAGGGGGAAUGCUCCAGCCCUAGCCUGAAAAUCUGCACCACAAUUUGACAGCUCUGCAGCCUGUGAAGUCAGCUGAGCUGGGCUAGCUGUGGGUGUUUAAUUGCAGGGUAGGCAUACUCAGUGUCUUCACCCAGGAGCAAAACUUACUGUGCAGUGUGGAAUUUUUUUGAAAAGCAAUUGGAACUAUCGUUUUUAAGUUUAUACAAGAUUUAAGUAAAACUUCUAGCAGAUUUCUUUUUUUAUAGCACAGUAUUUAAAUAAGAGGGAAUUCAUCAAGCUCUUCCCCAAAAUGAGGUGUAUUUGCAUCUCAUCUUGAAGAAAAAUUAAAGUAUUGGUACAUAAAUGUAUCUUACUGUGAAUGUGCAGUAAACUUGAUUAAACGUCCUAUUUUACCUAACUUGUAUACUUUGUCAUACCUGCUAAAAAGACUGGAGAGAGACCAUAAUGGCUCAGAAGUCAUUGCUAUGGACCCAGGCCUGCACCAGGGUCCGUGCAAGAGAACCUCUGCAGCCGCAGGAAGCCAAAGCUUCAUAUGGGCUUCUGGAGCCAUGUGCUCCGUGUAGAAUUGGGGCCAGUGUCAGUAAUAUAAGAUCUGGGGUUCCUCGGCUUUGAUGAUAAAAAUUAAUCCCAUUAUGACCUUGCUGCAGUAGGAUCUAGCAACUAGGCGAAUAAACAAUUCCUCCUUAAUCAGUGCUUUUUAUAAAUGAUCUUACCAAAUUGUCUGUCUGGCAGACCAUUAAUGGCACCUUGAAGGUGCCAUUGUGAGCCAUUCUACCCAGACCAAAACAUUAAAUGAUUAACUCUAAAAGUAGCUUUGCUACAGUGGAACAGGUCUGUAAAAGACAAGUCCCUGAUAAACAAAUGUUACUUGUCGUCUUAACUACUGUUAUACAGCUUUUCUGUGUGUCUGUUUGUUUUUAAAAAAGGAAGCUUCUUGGGUCAUUUCUAUCUUUUAUACCAAUUUGCACAUAAAACCAGCAUGCACCAUGAUAGACUUGCUGGCUGUGAUGCUGUCACAGCUUUGGCUUUGGAGUACAAAAUCCUUUGCGAUUAAAAAGGAGAAACUUUUAAAUGAAAUACUUUUAAGUAGGUUCAGUUUAUAUUUAUGAAGCUUGACUGAUCUUUGAGAGGUUUGAAUGUUUGUCUGAGUAUGGGCAUUAUUUUUAAAGUUGCUAAAUAUGCAUCUGGACUACAGAUUUACCCUGCAGCUCUUGGAUUAUCUGCAGGCUUAUUCUGUCCAUAGCUCCUUUUUAAAUCUUUUUUAAAUUUAUGCUUUAGCCAAUACAGCUAUUCUGGUCUCAGCUCAGUCUUUCCUUAACUCACGCUCUUUUGUGUGGGCGUGUCCGUUUGUUUUCCUCCCAGUUUCCUCUGUUCAGGAGUGUUGGCCUUAACACGGACAUUUCCUGGGCCUUUUGUUGGUUUGUUACAUUCUUAACACUGCUUUUAAUAGAGCAUAUUUUGCAUUUAAUUUUUUCCUGGUCCUGGGACUGCUAGAAGACGGGGAGGGGUAGGGAUCUUCUUUAGUGCCUUUCACUAACUUAUACUGUAGUCUGCACACUUUAAAUUAUAGCUAUUUCUCUUUAGUUCUGUUUCACCCAUUUGUAUAUAGGCAAGAAAUUCUAGUUGUACAAUUACUCCCUAUUUAUUGUUUUGCUAAGGUUGUUGGAAGUGUUGUUUCUGAUUAUUCACUGUAUUUUAUGUAUCACUUAUGUUUGUUACAUUGUACAUACCAGUAUUGUGUCUACAUGGUGCAUGUUCUUGCCAAGGAAUAAAAAUUUGA
Molecule: messenger RNA, 6067 nt
Organism: Mauremys mutica (yellowpond turtle)
Lineage: Eukaryota; Metazoa; Chordata; Testudines; Geoemydidae
Gene: KIF3A
Product: kinesin family member 3A
Exons: 18
Coding region: 133-2253 (706 amino acids)
Biological process (GO): microtubule-based movement
Molecular function (GO): microtubule binding; ATP binding; microtubule motor activity
Source: RefSeq, a predicted model, not a curated record